Molecule: messenger RNA, 2247 nt
Organism: Lithohypha guttulata
Lineage: Eukaryota; Fungi; Ascomycota; Eurotiomycetes; Chaetothyriales; Trichomeriaceae
Gene: GUT2
Product: mitochondrial glycerol-3-phosphate dehydrogenase
Exons: 1
Coding region: 1-2247 (748 amino acids)
Biological process (GO): glycerol-3-phosphate metabolic process
Cellular component (GO): mitochondrion; glycerol-3-phosphate dehydrogenase (FAD) complex
Molecular function (GO): glycerol-3-phosphate dehydrogenase (quinone) activity
Source: RefSeq, a predicted model, not a curated record
AUGUCCUGGCGUCACUCGCUACGACGUCUCGUCAAGCCUACACUGUAUGGUGGUGCGGCAGUCGCAGCGGUAGGAGGUGCCGCCUUCUGGAUCGUCUAUAAGCCCAUCGAUGUGCCUGGGUCUCAAGGUGCUGCUGUUCCAAUACCGACCGAUGCCGAAGGGAACAUAAUUGCUCCUCAGUUCCCACUUAUCAAGUCUCGAGAGGAUGCAAUUGCAGACCUCAGAAAGAGUGCCGGUCUAAUUGGCGAGGCUUCCGAAACAGGGAUUGCUCAGCAAGCAUCAAACAGCUGGUCAAGAUUAAAGAAAGCUGUUGACUCAAAACCCACCGCAGACACAGAUGUUGAAAACAACAAGGAUUUACAGGUCGAUCAGAGAGCUGGUGAAGAGUACGAUUUGCUCGUCAUCGGUGGUGGUGCUACAGGUACCGGCAUCGCUCUAGAUGCAGCUACUCGAGGCUUAAAGGUUGCUCUGGUUGAAAGAGAUGAUUUCGCUUCCGGUACAUCCAGCAAGAGCACAAAACUCGUUCAUGGUGGUGUUAGGUAUCUAGAAAAAGCUGUUUGGAAUCUCGAUUACAAUCAAUAUGCCCUGGUCAAAGAAGCACUGCGUGAGCGCAAGUACUUCUUGGACACUGCUCCUCAUCUGUCUGACUGGUUGCCUAUCAUGAUUCCCCUCCAGCAUUGGUGGCAGGCUCCUUACUUUUGGGCUGGAACAAAAUUCUACGACUUUCUCGCCGGCAGUGAAGGUAUCGAGACGAGCUACUUCAUGACAAGGUCAAAGGCUCUCGACGCAUUUCCGAUGCUCAAGAAGGACAACUUGAUUGGUGCUCUAGUCUACUACGAUGGUGCUCACAACGACAGCCGAAUGAAUAUCAAUAUCGCCACAACUGCUGCCCUUUAUGGUGCUACAAUGGUCAACUAUAUGGAAGUCACUGAAUUGAAGAAGAACGCCGAGGGAAAGCUUUGCGGUGCUGUCUGCAAGGAUCUCGUCGCUGAAAGAAAUGGUAAACCAAGUGCUCCGGUGGAAAUCAGAGCCAAAGGCAUUAUCAAUGCUACUGGUCCAUUUUGUGAUGCCGUCCGAAAGCUGGAUGACCAAAGCGUUAAAGAAAUUGUCGCUCCUAGCUCAGGUGUCCAUGUCAUCCUUCCUGGUUACUACAGUCCUCAGAAAAUGGGUUUGAUCGAUCCUUCAACCUCAGACGGUCGUGUCAUCUUCUUCCUGCCUUGGCAAGGCAACACUAUCGCUGGUACAACUGAUACUCCUUGCGAAAUCAAGCAAGAUCCUCAACCCGGUGAAGAUGAGAUCAACUGGAUUUUGAAUGAAAUCAAAGGCUAUCUCGCUCCUGAUAUCAACGUUCGACGAGGAGACGUACUUGCUGCCUGGUCCGGUGUCCGCCCACUGGUUAAAGAUCCCAACGCUAGAAACACCGAAUCGCUUGUUCGAAAUCACUUGGUUUCCAUGUCUCCAUCAGGUCUUCUGACAUGUGCAGGUGGUAAAUGGACUACCUACCGACAGAUGGCUGAGGACGCAGUUGAUGAGGCUAUCAAACAGUUCAGGCUCACCACCAAAGCUAUCACCGAGCGAGCACACAUCAGUGGCACCGAGAUGAUCGACGAUGCAGCUCCCCUCGAUGGUACAUGCCAGACUCACCAAGUUCGACUUGCUGGUGCUCAUGGCUACUCAAAAACCCUCUUCAUCAACCUCAUCCAGCAUUUUGGCAUCGAAACUGAGGUCGCUAAACAUCUCGCAGAAGCAUAUGGCGAUCGAGCUUGGACUGUUGCCGCUCUCGGGGCUGCUACCGAGGAUAGAUUCCCUGUCAGGGGCAAGCGCAUUUCUGCAUUGUAUCCCUACAUCGAUGGUGAAGUCAGAUAUGCAGUUCGACAUGAGUUGGCGCAAACAGCUGUUGAUGUCCUUGCUCGACGAACUCGACUUGCAUUCUUGAACUCACAAGCUGCCUUAGAGGCGUUGCCAGGUGUCAUUGACAUCAUGGCUGAGGAACUCAAAUGGGACAGCAAGAGGAAAGACCUGGAGUUCACGCGCAGUGUGAGAUUCCUCGCCUCGAUGGGUCUUCCAGCAACAAUGCUUGAUAUCACUCGUCAAGAGGUCGAGAGUGGCCAAGCACGCUUUGCUAACGAGACCGAGCGACGAAGAUACUCACGCUUUGACGGCCCAGCAGAUACACUGGAGACUGACUCGAAGUACCAAGAUGGACAUAAUCCAAUGAUUGGCCGGGAAAGCACUGCCAACCGGUGA